Messenger RNA from Suhomyces tanzawaensis NRRL Y-17324, 180 nucleotides. RefSeq names its product cytochrome c oxidase subunit VII (gene COX7). Bases 1 to 180 code for a protein of 59 amino acids. The record is from RefSeq and is a predicted model, not a curated record. Lineage: Eukaryota; Fungi; Ascomycota; Pichiomycetes; Serinales; Debaryomycetaceae. The transcript has a single exon.
AUGGACCCACAAAGAAUCAUCAAGUUACAAAAGCAAUAUCAAAAUUCCACCAAGCCUUUGUGGUUGAGAGGUAAGCACGCCAAGUACGUUGUCUACCCAUUCUACGCUCUCUUCACAGUCACCACUGCCUUGCCAUUGUACUACACUGGUAGAGCCAUUGCUGGUAUCAAGGACGAAUAA